Messenger RNA from Gopherus flavomarginatus (Mexican gopher tortoise), 4598 nucleotides. It is a transcript of the gene LRRC31, whose product is annotated as leucine rich repeat containing 31. The record is from RefSeq and is a predicted model, not a curated record. NCBI's taxonomy places the organism in Eukaryota, Metazoa, Chordata, Testudines, Testudinidae. Gene Ontology annotation, molecular function: protein binding. Bases 357 to 2105 code for a protein of 582 amino acids. The transcript has 10 exons.
CAUUUUUUCACUAUUAAUUUAUUCUAAAAAGAAAACUGACAAGACUAGUCAAAUGAAUUAUUCAUGGACCUGGUUACAAAAAGAGUGUUUGCUAAAUAUUUUGGAGACCUGGUAGCUCACAUUCAGCAGAACAAACAGCCCAACAAAUUGCAGUUGAUCAACUGGUUUGUAGCAAGCAGCUGAUUUCAAAUUUGUGAAGACAGAAACUCUCUGGUAGACAACAACAAUAAAAAAUGAAACCACCCAGACAAAUCUGGUAUUUAAGGAAGAGAGAACUUCACUUCUAGAGAAUGGUACAUUUGUUUUCCAAGCCAUGAAAGUGCUUUAAAAGAUGCAAGGGAGCCUUUAUUCCAGAAAUGGAAAAGACAGAAGCAAACCAGAGUUCCCAGGAUAGAUGUGAAGAGGGCAUCUUGAAGAGGUCCCCAUUUCAGCUGAUUAUGAACCAAAUCCAAAGGAAGAAAUCCUCUGUGGAAAAGGGAAAACAUCAGUGCUCAUCAGGCACUAGAUUCUUCAGGGGCUUACACACUGAGAAAUCUGACGGCGAAAGCAAAAAAGAAAGUGAAGGAGCAGAAAUCAGUAACUCUAGACCAGAUAAUCAGAAUGAGGAGCAAGCUCCCCAUGUAGCAGACAAACCUCCACAUCUCAUUUCCAAAACAAACACAACAUCUGGUAUGUGGAACGUUAAGCAGUUCAUGCAGAAAUUGGGUAAGAAGCCCAACAGCAAGAAUAUGGACCUAAAUAAUUGUGCAUUAGAUGCAACAGAUUUAUUGGAGCUGGUUGCUGUGUUACCUUUUCUACCAGAGCUGGAGGAGCUCAAUCUUUCCUGGAAUGAUUUUGUGGGAGGGGUUCUGAAACCCCUUGUUCUUCGGCUCCAUCAUGUGAGCAAGUUAAAAAUCCUCCAACUAAAAAAUUGCAAGUUGACAGCUGAGGAUGUUACUUCUUUAGGAGAGGCACUUGAAACCAUUCCUCACCUUGAAGAACUGGAUUUAUCCUGGAAUAAUAACAUAGGUGGAAAACUAUCCCUCUUGACCAAAAGAUUCCAGACAGGCUGCAAGAUCAAAAUCCUAAAAUUUACAGAUUGCAAUCUAACAGCGAAAGAUGGAGAAUCUCUAGCUCGGGUUCUAAAUGUCAUCCAUGACCUCGAAGUAUUAGAUAUUUCUAUUAACAGAAACAUUGGCUGCAGUAUGAAGAGUAUUGCUCAGGAAUUGAAAAAUGUGCCAGUUUUGAAAGAAUUAAAUUUGCACAUGUGUGGAUUAAAGCAAGAUGGCCUCCAGUGUUUAGACAGGGCUUUCCAGUACUUACCAGAGCUAAACAAAUUAGACCUAUCGUGCAAUAAAGAAAUUGGUGGAGGGUUCAAGGACUCAGCAGCUCAUUUGGCCAGUUUUAAAGACCUAGAAGUCCUGGAUCUCCACCAGUGCUGUGUAACAGAAGAGGACAUGAUGGUUCUCACACAGGUGAUACCUUUACUCUCGAGUCUUCAGGAGCUGAAUUUAUCAUCCAAUAAAAAUAUUGGAGUGUCUUCCAACUACCUUUUUAGCAGGCUUAGAUUUUUACCAAAGUUGAAAUCUGUGAUCGUCAGCAGUUGCUCUUUAGGGGAAGAUUCUUUUGCAUCACUAGCUGAGACUGCCCUUCACCUCCCUGAACUGGAGAUAUUAGACCUUUCUUGGAAUAAAUGCGUUGGUGGGAACCUAAAGCUGCUUUUGGAAGCACUAAAGCUGGCAACGGAGAUUCGAACGUUGAGACUGAGCAGCUGUAACUUGGUGGCUGAGGAUCUGACUCUUUUAGCAUUAGAGGUCCAAGCUGGUCAUCUAGCCAAAUUACAGAAGCUAGACCUGAGUUAUAAUGACAGUGUUUCUGAUGAAGGAUGGGCCACUUUCUUUCAAGGCAUAACUGCACUCAAAGAACUUUCAGAGUUGGAUGUCAGUCUUCGGCCAUCAUCUUGCCGUGACUGUGGAAUGUGGUUCAGCAAGUUGUUAACAGAUUUGUCAAAGCUGCCUGCAUUCACAGAGAUGGGGAUGCAAAGGUGGGCCCUUCCGGAAUCACACCAGAGACAACUGGAAAGCUUUAAUCAGGAUGCCAAAAGGAACGUUCACUUUGACUAUUGAUGCAGGGUCUGGGUUUCUGAAAAGACCUUUCCAAGUAGCACAUGCAUUAUGUAUUGUGUGAUUCUGACUCAGAAAAUAGCCUAUUUUUUACUAGUAAAUCUGUUUCCAUCAUGUCUCUUGAAAUAGUCCCCAACUACACAACGUUAUUUGAUGUGUGAAAUACACAGAUAACUCCAUUUGAUCACAUAAACUCUAAAUGUCUGAGUAUGUAAGGAAGGUCUAUCUUUCUUAUAUACAUAUCUGUUUUUAAUAAGCUACAUUUUAAAUGUGAGCCUCUUCUGCCUCAUUUGUGGUAAUGCCCCUUAAGCAUAUUUGCUGAUAGAAAGGUUGGAGCACAUUGGAACACUUAUUCAAAAUUCAGGACUGCACACAAUUCUGGCCCCUGUAUGCUAUGCCAAUUACAUAUUGGUGGUUUUACAAGGACCACAGCAGUUUGAAGGACAAUUCCCAUGGCAAUGCUGGGCUGCAGAGCAAGCCAUAGGCAUUCUGGGUACGACUGCAACAAAUCACAGGAUCCCUUGGAGCUCUUCUUGCUUAUGUGAGGGUCUGCCCCUGCAACAAUCUUUAUUGCCCUCUACCUAGACUACUCUGUGUUGCCUCUCUCAGUAGGUACAGCCAUGGAGUCUAGCCAUUAGCAUUAAGGGUCUGAUCCACUGCUCCUUGAAAGCAAUGGGAGUCUGUGAUGCAGUGUGCUCCUCACACCAGCCCUGAGAGAGUUGAAUUAGGACAGGUGGGCCCAAUCCAUCAAUUAAGCUCCAAAUGGGGGAGGUUUAGGUUGCUUGGAGGGCACUAAUUAGGAAGAAGCUCAACUGUGAGGAAAGAGGCAGGGCCUCUAUAAAGCCAGGAAGCUAGCAACAGAGAUGAGUUUGCAGAUCUUCUCCCUUUCCCCAGGGAGAAGCAGCAUGGUAGGAAGGGGUCUAGGGAUGAGAACAAUAAGGUGGAUGUAAACACAGACCUUAAUGGCUUGUUACAGGAUCCUGAAUUGGAACCUAGAGUAGUGUGUGGGCUUGGGUUUCCCUACCAUCUACUGCAGAGUGGUACUGCUAGGAGCAGUGAAUGGGAAGACUGCCUGAGUUACUGUGGGACAAGACAGCAGGUUUGAGGCCUGCCUGAUGCUGCUGGUGGAAGGGGAAACCACAGUGUGAUCUGGCUGGAGGGCUGAGUCACAAAGCAGCUGUAUUGGAAGUCUGUAGAGUGGAAGGAGAGUGGCAUGUGGGAAGAGAAGAAAGGGAUUGCCGAACCAGCUGGAGCUAACUGCAAGCAGGAAGUGCCAUCCAGUGGUGAGUAGAGCACCCCCUGUGAUAGAGUCCUCCUAGUGACUCCUCUGAGCAGGGGUGCUAGAAUUGGGACCAUGGCUGGAGGGUGAGUGAUGGGUGGAGAGGAAUGGGGUUUCUGGGGAAGGGUGGUGGUGAGGGGUUUUGGGGAAGGAUGCUAGUGGGCCCCCACUUUUAGGGAGCUUCUGCUGCUCCUGCCUCUGGAUCCUGGCUCAGGCCCAUAGGGCAUGUGUUACAUGUUUGAUAUGCAGCACAAGCCUCCCAUCACAUUCUCACAAUGUCCCUGUGAAGUAGGUACUGUUAGUAUUAUUAUUCUUUCUGCUUUGCAGAUGAAGAAAAUCAGCACAAAAAAAUUGAGUGCUUUACUCUAGACCAUACAGCAAGACAGGGCAGAAUAAUCAGGAAGAGAGUUUAGGAUUUCCUGGUCCUCAGUCUUGAACUCAGCCCAUCUGACCCAUUAAACUAAAGAGCUGACUAGAAUGUUCAGUAACCCUUCUGCUGUUCUGUUUGACAGGGCCAGAUUCACCCACCCUUGCUCAUGUUAAUUGCUGCCUUUAAAAGGGCCAGAUCCUGCAACAUGUACUCACAUUGAGUAGCGUCUUAAUCCACGAGAUGCCCCAUUGACUUCAAUGGGAUUAUUUGUAAAGUAAGGUACAUUUGCUAAGUGGUAGUAUCAGAAGCUGCCCCUUAAGUGAGGAGUCCUAUUGAAAUCAUGGGACAGAUUGAGUAAUAAAGUACUGCUCAAUUAGUCCUGAGCCUUCAAGCAGAAAGCUUUUCCCAGUGGCAAAGACACAUUAGGCUCAUUCUCAGCCCAAGUCACUUUACUCAGGAAGGAGCCUCUGCCGGAAACCCCUUCUGUGCAGGAGUUUAGUAUUUUGAAGAUUCUUUUGGUAGCUUUCAGCACCGGCUAUACUGCAGGCAUUAAUUUCUGUAGUAGAAAAUCCUCUCUUCUGGCUGGUCAGUAUAUGUAACCGCCAAAUAGACUGCUGCUUUAUUUACCUUUCCCAUACUGAAUUACUACAUUGUUUACUCUAUGAUUUCAUUUGGGCAUCUCUGAACUUCUUUUUACUAGUAACAGCUUGAUUGUAAAAAUGCACUUUACUAUCUGUAGGAGGCAAAACAGAGAUCAAAUUGUAUGUUUGGUCAGACGUGGCAUAAAAAAGUUGUUUUCAGAAAAGAAAUUCUAUAAAGGUAAGCAUGGAACUCUGAUAAUGCAAAC